Molecule: messenger RNA, 12240 nt
Organism: Epinephelus fuscoguttatus (brown-marbled grouper)
Lineage: Eukaryota; Metazoa; Chordata; Actinopteri; Perciformes; Serranidae
Product: nucleosome-remodeling factor subunit BPTF-like
Exons: 32
Coding region: 233-10540 (3435 amino acids)
Biological process (GO): regulation of transcription by RNA polymerase II
Cellular component (GO): NURF complex
Molecular function (GO): RNA polymerase II cis-regulatory region sequence-specific DNA binding
Source: RefSeq, a predicted model, not a curated record
UCAGCCAGAGAGGCAGAGAAGAAGAAAGAUGGCGGCUCUAGGCGAACCCGAACGGGACGCCGGGCUAACGUUUUGAGCUUUCACACCCGAGCAGACACCGGGGCUCCACGGGGCCACUGCACCGUCUGAAUCCCCUCCGGCGCAGCUUCGUGGCGGUGCCGCUUUCGCUCGCGUCCGUGUCGGCGAAACAAGCGCAAAAAUUGGGAUAGUAAAAUAAAAGAUUUCGCCUAUCAUGAGAGGGAAAAGGGGCAGGCCGCCCAAACCGCUACAAGCCGAGGACUCGUCCGCAGCUACGGCCCGAGGCUUGAGACCCAGGAGGAAUCUGAAGCCCAGGCUGAGGGACAGCGGGGAUGAGGACGCGGAGAGCCCCACAAGGGACACCCCGAAGCCGGCGAGGAAGAGGAAAGCGGGAUCCGGCGCGUCAACACGGGGCAGGGGACGAGGCAGAGGUGGCGGCGGAGGGAGAGGAGGCAAGCGGGGCCGUGGAGGGAAGAGGACGGCUGCGUCCAAAACAGUGGUGUACGACGACCACGAGAGCGACGAGGAGGACGAUGCUGUCAGUCUGAGGUCGGAGGAGGACGAGUUUGUUGAGGAGGAACCUCAGUCUGAGGACGAGGAGGCCCUCAAAGAGGACUCUGAUUGCCUCGAAGAUGAUGUGCUGGACGAGGAGGAGGAGGUGGAGGAGGAUGAUGAUGCCAGCUACUGUACAGAGAGUAGCUUUAGGAGCCAGAGCACACACGCCAGCACUCCGGGGAAGAAAAAAGUACGGGCUCCCCGACCUCGCACUCCCAUCCUGGAGGACAAGGAGAUUCCUCCUCUUGAGCUUCCUGACACCUCUGAGGAUCUCCUGGUUCCUAACGAGGAGCUGCUUAACGCCACCUCCAUCUACGAGGUGCUACGGAACUUCACCACGGUGCUGCGUCUCUCCCCCUUUCGCUUUGAGGACUUCUGUGCGGCGCUGGUAGGCCAGGAGCAGUGCACUUUAAUAGCAGAGACACACAUUUCCCUCUUGAAGGCCAUCCUACGGGAGGAGGACUCCUCCAACACUACCUUCGGCCCUGCUGACCUCAAGGACAGCGUCAACUCCACUCUGUACUUUAUUGACGGCAUGACAUGGCCUGAGGUGUUGCGGGCGUACUGUGAGAGUGACCGCGAGUACCACCAUGUCCUGCCGUAUCAGGAGGUGGAUGAGUAUCCCUACGGUCCACUUGAAAGUAAAAUAAAGGUCUUACAGUUUUUGGUGGACCAGUUUCUCACCACCAACCUCGCCCGCGAGGAGCUGAUGUCCGACGGCAGCAUGCAGUAUGACGACCACUGUCGUGUGUGCCACCGCCUGGGUGACCUGCUGUGCUGUGAGACCUGCUCAGCGGUCUACCACCUGGAGUGUGUGAAACCACCGCUGGAGGAGGUUCCAGAGGACGAGUGGCAGUGCGAGAUCUGUGUGGCGCACAAAGUGCCGGGUGUCACAGACUGUGUGGCAGAGGCGCAGAAGAACAGGCCCUACAUCCGCCAGGAGCCCAUUGGAUACGACCGCCACCAGAGGAAGUACUGGUUCCUAAACAGAAGGAUUAUUGUCGAGGAGGACGGGGAGCACGAGAAGAAAAAGAUCUGGUACUACAGCACCAAGGCGCAGCUGGAGGAGCUGAUGGAGAGCCUGGAUAAGCAGUACUGGGAGAUGGACCUGUACGCCACCCUGGAGGAGAUGAAAGAGGAAGUGCGAGCGCAUAUGGACAUCACAGAGGACCUCACCAACAAAGCCCGUGGAAACAAUAAAGCCUACCUCACUGCUGUCAACGAUGUGGUCAUGGAGCGCUUGAAAAUCAGGCGGGAGAUGCAGGAAGCAAAGAGGCAAGGAGAGGACGCAAAGCAGGAACCACAAACUGGCUCUGUUAAGACAGCGGAGGACACUGCUGACGUCCCCUCGCAGCUCGACAACGGAGAGCACAAAGACACUGAGGCCAAGGAAGAUGCUAGUUCACAAGCAGCCACGGUCCAUCCUGCUGCAGAGGAGAGCUGCGUGUCUAACCCUAACCCCGGCUCGGCCACCCAGGACGCAGCCGUGCCUAAAGCAGAGUCCCUUGAACCUAACAAGGAGGCGCAGCCUGCUCACUCUGGGAGCCAGGAGAGCGGGGAGUCCCCUGUGUUGGCAAAGCAGGAAAGGACAGAUGAGGAUGUAAAAGCAGAGUCUAGCAGUGAAGAAAAGCACCCUGAUGAUUCCCAAGAUCAGCCACAGCAGCAGUCCUCUCAGCCAGAGGCGAGCAGCAGCAGCGGCAGCAGCCAGGCUUCAGUCCUCAGGAAACCAGAGCAGCCGGACCUGGCCGAUCGGUCCUCCCAGUCCUCUUUCACCAGUCAAGAUGGGACAGAAGAGUACAACGACAGGGUCAAAGGUGACAGAGGGAGAGCAGCAGGACGGGAAUCAAACAACCAAACACCCAGAGGCAGCAAAGAGUCAUCUCCUGUACGCUCUGAUGGCGAAUCUUCACGUCUCAGCCUCUUCAAAAGGGACCUAGCAGUCAAUCUGAACAACUUGUUCAAACUGGGUCAGGAGGGUAAAUACAGGGUCUACCACAACCAGUACAGCACCAACGUCCUGGCCCUUAACAAGCACCAGCACCGAGAGGACCACGACAAGAGGCGCCACCUCUCCCACAAGUUCAGCUUGACCACCGCGGCAGAGUUCAAAUGGAACGGCUCUAUCUACGGUUCACGGAGCCUGACUGUCUCCACCCUGCGUCUCACCAUCAUCCAGUUGGAGACCAAUGUCCCUGGACCAUUUAUGCAUCCUAACUGGGCGUCGCACAGGACCAACUGGAACAAAGCAGUGCAGAUGUGCAGUAAGGCCAGGGAAUUUGCUUUGGCCUUGGCCAUACUGGAGUGUGCCAUCAAACCAGUGGUUAUGCUGCCAGUGUGGAAAGAUUCUCUUGGACACACAAGGCUACAUCGUAUGACGUCAAUGGAGCGGGAGGAUAAAGAGAAAGUGAAAAAGCGAGAGAAAAAGCUGGAGGAUGAGGAGACACUGCAACAAGCCACCUGGGUGAAGUACACCAUCCCCAUCAAGCACCAGGUAUGGAAGCAGAAGGGGGAGGAGUACAGAGUUACAGGGUAUGGCGGCUGGAGCUGGGUCAGUAAGACUCAUGUGCCGCGGUUUGUCCCAAGGCUUCCAGGAAACACAAAUGUAAACUACCGCAAGGAGCUGGAGGCUAAAAUGAGGAAGGAAAAUGCAGCAGCUUGCACUAAUAAGCAGAAAAAAUUGAUGGAAACUGAGAAGCUGACUACUGAAAACACAUCGGAAGAAGCAAAUGAACAAUCCAUCAGUGCAUCAUCUGAGAGCACCUCAUCAGAGGGCACCUCAUCAGAGGGGGACAACAAACCUCAGACCUCCAAAGAAGAAGAAGAAAAACCCACAGAGGAAGAGGAGCAUGGAAAGAAUGUUGAAGAAAAGAAAGAAGAAGAAAAAAUGGAGGUUGACCCCUGCCCAGAAACUGCUGCUCCCAGUGACGAGAAAGAUAAAGCUGACAGCAAAGACCCUUCCUCAGCUUCUGGGCAGCCUCUGAGGGAAGAACCAAUCCAGAAAGUUGAACAACCUACAAAGGAGGAGAGCACUGCAUCCAAGCCCUACUAUGAUGUUGUUAAUGUCAGUGAGGGCUUCCAGCUGCGGACGGCUUACAAGAAGAAGGUAAAGCCCUCCAAGCUGGACGGGCUUCUAGAGCGCCGGGUAAAACAGUUCACCUUGGAGGAGAAGCAGAGGCUGGAGCGGAUGAGACAGGCAUCCCUGCUGUCCAAAAUGGUCGGCACGAAGCCUACACCCGGGGUUAAGACUGAAGGAUCCGCAACAGUCAAACCGCAGCCUGCUGUGACCCAGUGUGUUAAAGAAGAGAAGGAGGAGAGCCUUCAGAUGAAAGAUCAAGUUGUUAAAAAGCUCGACUUUGAGCAGGAGGAGACGAAGAUCAAAGACAUCAAAUCAGAAACCUCAGCACCCAACCACAGCAAGCAGACGGAGGUGAACGCUGUGCAGGGGAACUGUGGGGACUCUGUAGCUCACAAAGAAGUGAACGGAGGACCCCUCGCCACCGCAGAGCUCAACAGUAUAAACAAUUGUAUAUCAGAUGCAAUAGAAAGCAAAGAAAAAACACAGAACCCAGAGGUGGCUCGAGUGGGAGAGAACCCUAAGAAACGUGGGUAUGAGGAAAUGGAGCAAGGCAGUGAGCAGAGCAUGGAGGUAGACCAAAGCAAGACCAGUGCGGUGCAGGUGAAUGGGAAGACUGGGGAUACCGCUCCUGCAGACUCAAACAUCGACUCAGACCAAGGUGACAUUAAAGAGCUUCAGAAAGAGCCUGUCAAGUCUCUGAUGAAUGGAAACCUCUCGCAAAAUGAUGUGUCCGACAUAUGUCACCCACCUCCCAUGAAAGUCCCGAAAUUAGAGAACCAUGUGGCAGAGAAAGGAGACGCUCUCAGUAAGAAUGUGGAUGUAGCCAUGGACAGUGAGGGGACAGUACCUGCUAAGCUUCCAUCGUCAAACCCUUCUUGUCUGAAUAGUAAUAAUACCAAUAAUAACAGUGGUAGCGAAUGUUUGAAGACCUCCAUAAACGUUAAUCCCGCCACCACCGAGUCCCAGAAUGCCCUGACAACUGACCUGUCCAGCAACAUUAGUAAGUCUGAUGCGACAUCUCAAGCAGCAAGUAGCGCAGUCUCCUCUGUUACCACCACCACUACCACCCCCCAGCCCAGCUCCAGGGCCCCUCAGAAGACUAAACUUCCAGUCACCGACACCAAGAUGAGCACCUCCACCAGCUCCAUGACGAUCAGCAAAGAGUAUUCCACCAAAGACAGAGUCAGCCUCCUCAGGUUCUCCAAAUCCAAGAAGGCACGCUCGGGGACAGCCCUACCGUCCUACCGCAAGUUUGUCACAAAGAGCAGCAAGAAGAGCAUUUUUAUCCUGCCGAACGAUGACCUGAAGAGAAUGGCGAGGAGAGCGGGCAUCAGAGAGGUGCCCAUCUUCAACUACAAUGCCAAGCCUGCACUGGAUAUAUGGCCCUACCCUUCACCUCGGCCCACUUUUGGGAUCACAUGGAGGUACCGUCUCCAGACCGUGAAGUCACUGGCUGGAGUCAGCCUGAUGCUGAGGCUCCUGUGGGCCUGCCUGAGGUGGGACGACAUGGCUGUUAAGCCCUCAGCUGCUGUGGGGACGACACGGAAGGAAACCACGGACACAGACAUCACCACAACAGAGAUCAUAAAACGAAGAGACGUGGGGCCUUACGGCAUCCGCUCAGAAUACUGCAUCAGGAAGAUCAUCUGUCCACUUGGAAACAGAGACACCCCAAAAGAAACUCCCACUCCACAGAGGAAAGGCCUGCGCUCAAGCGCCUUGAGGCCCAAGAAGCAUGAACCAGCCAAGCUGACUGGACCAAUCGCUGUGGAGACCUGGGUGCCUGAGGAGGACCUGGAGCUGUGGGAGAUCAGGGCCUUUGCAGAAAGAGUGGAGAGGGAGAAGUCACAGGGUAUUGAUCCCUCCAAGACCAGCAGUACUCUGAAGACAGCGGAGGAUGUCAAGGCCCAUUUGGAGAAUCAGCUGAAACAGGCCAGACUGGCUGCCCAGCAGAAACGCCUUGAGCAGCAGAGACCGGGGACACCUGCCACCACUCCUGCAGCCACCACCGCCGCCACCUCGGCCAGCACUCCCAGCACCCCCAGCACCCCAGUGUCUGCAGUCCAGAGGACGGGUCCAGUCACAUCUGGAACUAAGAUGGUUCUGGCCUCCAAACUGGGCUCUCCAGUCUCCUUCCAGCAGGACAAAAACUUCCAUCAGUCUUUUGCGUCCUGGGUCAAACAGGGUCAGACCAACAACAGCUCAGCCUCCACUGGCAUCACCACCUCAGAGCAAACCUUCCAGAUCGCUGGCAGCCCAGUGACUGUGGCUGGCCAGGUCCUCGCCGCAAAACUCCCGCUCCCCGCUAACAGCAAGAUUGUCACGCUCAACAUGCCCACCACUCAAGGAGGUGUAGUCCAGCAGAAAGUCCUGGGCAUCUUCCCCUCUGGGCCCCCUGCGAACCUGAGGACAUACAGCACACUACAUCCUACAACUGGCAACAUCAACCUCAGAGCCAGCACCUCCUCAUCCACCCAGCAGCAGGCGGUCACAGCAGGAGGCCAAAUCCAGCAAGUCACCACAAUGAGCCAGUCAUUGACCCCGGCUACCUCUGUGGGCGCAGCAGCAGUGGUCAGAAGUCCAGCGAUGGCUCAACAAGGCCAGCCUCAGCAGACUGUGAUGCAGACGGGUCCUGGUUCCACACCUGUGCAGACAACCGCAGCUCAGAGAGCAGCAGUUCCUGCGCCGCCGCCACCUCAUGCAGCCACCACAGCACCUGGAGCUGCACCUGGAGCUUCACCCCAGCCCAACAGACCACAGCAGGGUCAAGUUAAACUCACUAUGGCACAGCUCAUGCAGCUGACACAGGGUGCUCAGGGUGGAAACCCAGGUCUGACGGUGGUGAUCCAGGGUCAGGGCCAGACCCAGGGACAGCUGCAAAUCAUCCCACAGGGUGUAACAGUCAUCCCCAGUCCUGGUCAGCAGCUGAUGCAGGCAGCCAUGCCCAACGGCCAGGUCCAACGCUUCCUCUUCACUCCCAUGCUCCCAUCCUCAUCAGCUCCAACUGCAGCGCCAGCUCAGACAGCUCAAACCCAAAUGUCAAUUCCAGCUCACGCCAGAGGCCCUGCACAAGUCCAGACAACACCCUCAUCCCUCGCCCAAACCCAGAUGACAGCCCCUGUACCCGCCCCAACACAGAUGCCAAGUUUGGCCCCCACAGCUCCGGUGCAAACCCAAGUUGCAGCCGCGACCCCAUUAUCAGUCCCUGCACAAUCUCAAAUAUCCACUCCUGUGCCUGCGCUGCCUCACGUCGCAGCCCAGGCCUCCACCCAGGUUGUAUCCUCCACACCCACCUCUGUCCCUGCUCAACCCCAAGUGGCGAGAUCUGUGCCUUCCCCAGCACAAAACGCAGGCCCAGCUAUGUCUCAGACACAAGUCUUCGCCUCGGCCCCUGCACAGAACCCAGCCCCAGCCAUGGUGCAAACCCAAGUCUCCACCCUUACCUCGGGCUCAUUCACUACACAAACCCAAACUGCAGUGUCACUCCCUGUCCCAGGAAACGUUACACCUCAAGUCCCAGUCCAGACGCAUCCCUUCAGCCACGCCCCUGCUGUAGCCCCCGUCUCCGUCAAAGCUGCUGCUCAAGUCGCCGCCACAGCGGCUGCUACUAACUCGGCCCAGAUGCCAGCUUCUGCCUCUCUUCCCUCACCUGUCCAAGUUCCAACACCUGCUCUCGCUCCCGUCUCUGCUCCCGUCAUAGCUGUUGUGUCUACCCAGAUUGCUGUCCCGUCCCCAGCCAAAGCCCUCACCCAAAUCCAAGCCACGGCUCCCGUUCCCCGUCACGCUGCUGUGGCCAGCGCUGUUGUCACACCAGUCACAGCCACCUCUACAACACCUUCAGUGCCAGCUCUGACGGAGCAGAAGGCAGCUCAGCCCCAGGUUUGGACUCCAGCGGCGUCCCAAGCUCAGACUCCAGUUCAGCCGGCUCAGCAGGCCGCCGCUCCCGCUCAGACACCAGCUCUGGCCCCUGUACCCACCUCUGCAUCAGUCUCCAUACAUUCACCUGUGACCCCUCUGCCUCAAGCAUCUCUUCCUCCUCAAGCUCAAGGACAAGUCCAGCACCCCACCGUCGCAUCCAUGCAGCAGGUCUCUCAAAUCCCAGUCCCACCAGUGCAGGUUCAUAUGGGAUUACCAGUUUCUUCUGUUGUUACUACUGUCAGACCUCAGCUCCAGCCCCACACCCAUACUCAGCUUCAACCCCAGCGUCAAGCCCAGAUCCGUGCACAGAUCCAGGUCCAGCCGUUUGGACAAGUGCAACAGAUGCCACACAUCCAGGCCCAAGCACAAGCCCAGAACCACCCCCAGGUCCGAGUCCAGUUUCAGCCACAAACACAGCAGCCACCCCAAACCCAAAUACAGCCCCUUUCUCAAAAUCAACCUCAGGUGCAGUUUCAGUCCCAAACCCAAAACCCAACCCUGCCACAGCCCCAGGUCCAGGUCCAGGCUCAGCUCCAACCCAGGGUCCAACCUCAGUACCACCCCCAGGUACAAGCUUCAUUUCAAACACAGGCUCAAACUCAACCUCAGGCUCAGCAACAGCCUCAGGUCCAACCUCAGCCCCAGGUUCAGUCUCAGGCCCAAACUCAGCUGCAGCCCCAGAUCCAAACCCAGCUCCACCCCCAGGUUCAGGUGCAGUUCCAGCAACAGAGCCAGGUCCACCCGCAACCUCAGGCCCUGCAGCAACCCCAGGUCCAAACUCAAGUCCAAACCCAGCCCCAGUUCCAAGUCCAGUCACCACCGCGCCAAACUCAAGUCUCAACCCAGCCCCAGUUCCAAAUCCAGUCACCGCAGCGUCAAACUCAAGUCCAAACCCAGGCCCAGUUCACAGUCCAGUCACCGCAGCAGACCCAGGUCCAGCAGCAGCUUCAGGUUCAAGCCCAACCCCAAGUCCAAGCUAAGCUCCAAGUCCAGUUCCAGCCUCAGAACCAAACUCAAGUUCAAGGGCAGCCUCAGCUUCAGGUUCAGUCUCCAAUCAGGCAUCAGCUCAUCACCGUUCCAGGCCUCCAGCAGCCAGUCCAGCUCCUCUCGGCUUUGCCACCCCACGUUGCUGCCCAGAUCCAAGCCCAGAUCCAGGCGCAGGCACAGCAGCAGGGCGGCACAGUCCCCCAGCAGAUCAAACUGCAGCUGCCCAUCCAGAUCCAGCAGACAGGGGGGCAAAUUCAGGCUCACCAGAUCCAGAACAUGGUGACCAUACAGGCGCCAGCGAGCGUCCAGGAGCAGCUUCAGAGGAUGCAACAACAGCAGCAGCAGCAGCAGCAGCAGCAACAGCAGCAGCAGCAACAACAACAGCAGCAGCAGCAACUGCAACAAAAACCAAAGAAGAAGAAACACCAUGAGGCUAAAAGGGAACAGAAAGAGCAGAAUGUGCAGGCGGUCAGCCCCGGGGACGGCAUCCAGAAACAGGCGGUGGUGAAGCAGAACGCUACAGCAGAACAGCUGAAACAGAGGAAGACCCUGGCUGCAGCCGAGCGAGAGGAGAACCAGAGGAUGAUCGUGUGCAACCAGGUAAUGAAGUUCAUCCUCGACAAGAUCGAGAAGGACGAGAAGCAGGCAGCUAAGAAGAGAAAGAAGGAGGAGGUGGUGGAGCAGAAACGCUCCAAACAGAACGCCACCAAGCUGACGGCACUGCUGUACAAGCACAAGGAGCAGCUCAAGGCCGAGAUCUUGAAGAAGAGGGCGCUGCUGGACAAGGAGCUGCAGCUGCAAGUACAGGAGGAGCUGAGGCGGGACAUCGCCAGGCUACAGAAAGAAAAAGAGAAAGCGAGAGCGGCCAUCGCCCAAGCUAACGCAGCGACGGUCAAGGCAGCCUCUUCCCACUCCUCCCACCCCUCUCACUCUACACAUUCCUCUCACAGCAGCCACACACCGACCUCAUCGUCCUCAUCCCAUAAACGCAAGAGGGAAGAGGAGAGAGACAAAGACAGAAACAGAGACAGAGACAGGGACAGGGACAGGCACCAUCACGACAGGGACAAGAAGCGGGACAGGGAUAAGGACCGGGACCGAUACAGAGACCGAGAUAAAGACAGAGAUGGGGAUCGAGAGAGGGAGAGAGACCGAGAACGGGACAGACACCGGGACAGAGAAAAGGACAAAGACAGGGACAGAGACAAGGACGGAGAUUCCAGCUCAUUGAAACACAAGAAGAAGAAGAAGCUGUCUUCUACCUCAAAGGAUCACAAGAAGGACACCAAACUGUACUGUAUCUGCAAAACAGCCUACGACGAGUCGAAGUUUUACAUCGGGUGCGACUUGUGUUCCAACUGGUUCCACGGGGCGUGUGUCGGCAUCACAGAGAAAGAGGCCAAGAAGUUGGAGGACUUUGUGUGUAAUGACUGUAAACGUGGUCAGGAGGGAGCAAGCAAUGAGGAGUUGUACUGCAUCUGUCGGACGCCAUACGACGAAUCACAAUUUUACAUAGGCUGCGACCGCUGCCAGAACUGGUACCACGGGCGCUGCGUGGGCAUCCUGCAGAGUGAGGCCAAUCACAUCGAUGUGUACGUCUGCCCACAGUGUCAGUCAACAGAAGAUGCUAUGACAGUCCUCACGCCGCUCACCGACAAAGACUACGAGGGGUUGAAAAGAAUAUUACGCUCGUUACAGUCUCACAAAAUGGCGUGGCCUUUCCUCGAACCAGUGGAUCCCCAUGACGCACCAGAUUAUUAUCGUGUAAUCAAGGAGCCAAUGGACUUUUCCACAAUGGAAACCCGUUUGCAAAAGCGACAUUACCACAAGCUCACAGAGUUUGUGGCCGACGUGACCAAAAUCUUUGACAACUGUCGCUACUACAACCCCAACGACACGCCCUUCUUUCAGUGUGCCGAGGUGCUCGAAGCCUUCUUUGUACAGAAGCUGAAAGGUUUCAAAGCGAGCAGAUUGUCAGAUUCUUAAGUGGGCCAGUCUAGAUGGAGUCUGGACUGAAUGCUGGGGUCUCUAGUAGUAGUGUCAUGGAAACUUUCUGUUUUCAGAGAAACAAAAAAUCCAUUAACACAAACACCAAAUGUGCUUUCAUGUAAAUGCCACCGAUUUAACAUUUUUGGUCACCAUUAAAAUAUUUAAUUGAGCCUCAGAACGGCAGCCAUGUUGACACGAGGGACGUGCUUUCUUCUCACCUUAAUCUGGCCUUUUUUGUUUUUUGGACAGCUCGGAUGUUUUCAGUGGGAUUUUAAAUGCAUUUUAGUUCCUAACUUGUAUUUAUUUUCUGUCAUACAUCUCAGUUGGAUUGUUGAUCUUACCAGAUAUAAUAAAGAAAAUAUAUAAAGCUGCAUAUUUUAUUAUAUAGAAUAUUUAUGAGAAGUUUUGUAUGUUACAUCCCUUUAUGAGUUUGAGCUGGUUGUUCCGGUGGUCGUCUUGAUUGCACAUACUUUUACCAUGUACAGUGGCUGUAAGAUAUAUCUAACUGUGUGUUUGAAUGUUUUAAAUAAUUAUGAAACCAAUCAUUUUAGAUAGUAUUAUUUUAUGAGACUAAAAUGUACUACACAGGGUGAGGGAUCAGAGCUCGUCCUGUUCCUCGCCUCACACAGUAACCUCAGAGCAUAGUUGUGGACGUCAGUAACGUUAAAGGCAUUCCCAGUACAUUACACCAACAUGGCUGCAGGACCCCGUGCCGCCGACCCCUUUGCAUCCUCUUGUGUCUGUUUGUCCAGAUGUCACAACAAUAAUGCGAAGGGCUCUCAACUCUUCAUCUCUCUCCGCAUCCUGUAGGUCUCAUAACAACAAGCUACAGUGUUCGUCAGCCUCUUAGAAAGCAUCGCACAUUGCUCAAACAAAAUGCACUUGCCAAGAAUAUGGCUUUUCUGAACUGUAACUCUGUGACAGACUCUGCCUCAUCUUGCGUUUUGGGAUCGGCUCCUCCGGCUGUCGAUGCAGCCGCCGCCGCCGCUGCUGCUGCUUUGGCAGGACUGUUCAGGCAGAGCCGCCCUCUGCCCAUUUCAGCUCUAAGGGACCUUUUUGGACCUGUCUUCAUCAGUGGGACUGUACUGAGGAGCAACCGGAGCAACUGAGGCAUUUCAGAAGAAAGUUUACCUCGGAGAAAAGACUCUUUAAGGAGCUCUCAUAUUUCCAUGUUUAUUUUUUGAUCUCAGUCUUUUUAUUUUUUAUUUUUUUUCUCUGUUGUUCAAACUCCCUCAGGCCAUCCUCGUGGUCACCAUGUCCGAUGAGAAAUAGGAAGUUGAAUACUGACAUAUGGCGGCUGAGUUUCACUGAGCAUCAUGUAUCAAGAGUUUUGUGUCUAAAUUCAGAUCUCACAGUGGAACAUUUCUUCUCCCAUCUCCAAGCAUUGUUUAGUCUGAAGUGGCAUGAGAGACAGUCGUACUAAAUAUCUGGACAUCAGUAGUCUGCUUGGUUAAACUUCUAUAACCUACUGAAAGUACAGUAAUAAGCUAUUGUAAAUGAUUGCUCUGCAGUAAUGACUGACCCAGAAGGAUUAAACAGUGUAUUUGAAGGUUCCUGCCCUGUUUGUAAAAAAAAAAAACAAAACAAAACAAAUGUCAGAUUUUGACUUUGAUUAUGAUUUCUUUUUCUUUUUUUGUAUUACUUCUGAAGAAAUAUUGAUGUAUAUGGAACUUAAUAAAAUGGAAAAGACUGAUUUA